UGCCUUGACUCUCCUACCCGCCAUCCUCUCCCGCCCCUCUCCUCCUCUUCCCCCCGCUCCCCUCGCCCACCCAACCCCCCAUUGCCUUCUCCCACGGUCCCCUCCUCGGCCUCCAAGAUAGAUUCACUCAGGAGCAAGGUUGACCUGCUCAAGCUGCCGCUGGCCCUCUCCACCAAGUCUAUCUCCGAGCGCAAGAUCCAGCUGGGCGGCGUCGGCAAGCCGUGCGGCACGGGCGGAGGAGGAGGAGGAAGCGGGGCUCACAAAGCCCGCUCGCCGCCCGCCCGAGACAUGGACAACGAAUCCCAGUACUCCGGCUACUCGUACAAGUCGUCCCACUCCCGGAGCUCCCGCAAACACAGGGAUCGGAGGCAUCGCUCCAAAAGCAGAGAUGGCAGCAGCCGCGGAGACAAGUCGGUGACAAUCCAGACGCCCGGAGAGCCGCUGCUCGACGCCGAGUCCACCCGCGGGGACGACCGGGAUGACAACUGGGGCGAGACCACCACCGUUGUCACGGGGACGUCGGAGCACAGCAUCUCCAAUGAGGACCUGACCCGAGUCACCAAGGACCUGGAGGAGUCGACACCCCUGGAGUGCAAGCGCUUCCUGGGCCCGGCGCUGGGCGGCUGCCUGAGCUUCUUUGCGCUGGUGACGCCGCUGGCCUUCCUGGUGCUGCCGCACGCGCUGUGGCGCGACACCCUGGAGCCGUGCGGCACGCCCUGCGAGGGCCUCUACGUCUCGCUGGCGUUCAAGCUGCUGGUGCUGCUCAUCUCCUCGUGGGCGCUGUUCCUGCGCCCGCCGCGCGCCACCCUGCCGCGCUUCUUUGUCUUCCGCUGCCUGCUCAUGGUGCUGGUCUUCCUCUUCGUGGCAUCCUACUGGCUCUUUUACGGCGUGCGCGUGCUGGAGCCCCGCGAGCGAGACUACCGGGGCAUCGUGGAGUACGCCGCCUCGCUGGUAGAUGCGCUGCUGUUCAUCCAGUACCUGGCGCUGGUGCUGCUGGAGGUGCGCCAUCUGCAGCCCGCAUUCUGUCUCAAAGUGGUGCGCAGCACGGACGGGGCCAGUCGCUUCUACAACGUGGGCCACCUCAGUAUCCAGCGGGCUGCCGUGUGGGUUUUGGACCACUACUACAACGACUUCCCUGUCUACAAUCCCGCCCUGGUCAACCUGCCAAAAUCCAUUCUGUCCAAGAAGAUGACAGGCUUCAAAGUCUACUCACUGGACGGAAACUUUUCCUGCACAGAAAACCCUGCCAAUAAUUCCACGGGCCAGUCGCGCGCCAUGAUCGCUGCCGCCGCCAGGAGGCGAGACAACUCCCACAACGAGUUCUACUACGAGGAGGCAGAGAUGGACCGCAGGAUCCGCAAGCGCAAGGCCAGGCUGGUGGUGGCAGUAGAAGAGGCGUUCACGCACAUCAAGCGCCUCCAUGAAGAGGAGGCAGCGUUGACCUCGUCCCCAAAACACCCACGCGAGGUGAUGGACCCCCGCGAGGCGGCGCAGGCCAUCUUCGCCCCCAUGGCGCGGGCCAUGCAGAAGUACCUGAGGACCACGCGGCAGCAGGCUUUCCACAGCAUGGAGAGCAUCCUCACACAUCUGCAGUUCUGCAUCACGCACAACAUGACGCCCAAGGCCUUCCUGGAGCGUUACCUGAGCCCGGGGCCCACCAUGCAGUACCAACAGCAUAACGGCAGGGGGCGCCAGUGGACACUGGUGAGCGAGGAGCCCGUAACAGCGGCCUUGCGCCAAGGCCUGGUCUUCUCCGUGCGCCGCCUUGACUUCUCCCUGGUGGUCACCGUCACGCCGCUGCCCUUCCUGCGCCUUGGCGAGGAGUUUGUGGACCCCAAAAGCCACAAGUUUGUCAUGCGGCUUCAGUCCGAGACGUCCGUGUGAAGGACGCCAAAAAACAACCUCAAAUCAGCUCUGGAUGCCUUUGACUGGUGUUGUUAUUGCAGCACAUUGUUGAAAAAAAAACAUUUUUUUUACAAAGGCGCCUUUUUUUGUUGUAACCACUGAACUGGCAUUACACUACCACGACUAUGAUGUUGCGUCCGCUCAGCUGGAAAAGUGACUGCAACGCACCACCGCUGCCCCACCGCAGCUGGUUCCUUACUGUUUUGUACCCCUUUUUCCUUUCAUACAAAGCACGAUCUAGGGCCACACUGAUAAAACAAAUCAUUAUUUUGUUAUGUUUUCAUGAUGAGAAUAGCAAAUUCAAAAAAACAAGAAAAUGUAAAGCAAAUAAAUGCAGGCCCAUUGGAAUUUUUUUUUUUUUUUUGAUAGUUAAAAAUGCCAUUGGCAAUUAUUAGACCAAUAAUACUUGAAAUAAUCAUGUUGCAUCUGUCUGGACUAAAUAAAUGAAGCGAAUAAACACACAUUUUCACAUAGUCACACAAAAAUAUUACAGUUCAAUUACAAUUGCAUGAAAAAAAUGACUUGAUUCGUGGUAAAAAAAAAUGCAACUUGUACUUUAAACCUAGAAAUAUGCUACUUUUUAAAAAGUCCACUUGCGCUAAAGAAAUGUGACUUCAUUCUUGAAAAUGCACCUGUCUUUAAAAAUCUAACCUUUAUCCUGAGAAAUAAGAAUUCUUGAAGUUAGACUUCAGUCUUGGAAAAGUCGGCUUUUUGAUGUGAUUUUAUUCUCAAAAUUGGCAUUACUUUUGGAAAAAUACCAUUUUAUUCUUGAUACGAAUCCCUUCAAAAGACUCCAACUUCUUUUUUUGAUACAACUGUUUUAUUGGAGGUGAGAAUCCAGUUUGAAUCUUGUCGUGUGGCCCAGAUCUUCGGUACUCACUUCAGAAUGUAGCAACUUAUGUGCGCAAAUAACAUUUUUUUCUAGAUUCUCUGUCUUUGUGUUCAUGUUUGCGAUUAGCGUUGAUGUUUCACUUUAACACACAAAAACAACACCUUUACACUUAAAACAUAAAUAUAUGUGUAAAACCAAGCAACAUUCCUCUUUUAAGUAGCUUUAACAACAGGUGACAACAUAACAUUUAGUGGGUGCAUUUCCUGCUCUUAUCUGUUGACUGACAUGCUCGCAUUAAGCUAAUUUAUUUUUUCUAAAUGUGGAUUUUUCUUAAUGUAACAAACCUAUCAAAGUCUCAUCCCCCAUCUUGAUACUUUUGCUUUUGCAUAUCAGUAAACCAUAAACUGCCUUAAGUGGUCAGAUGUUGUGCAAGUGAUGUCCGGCACAUUUCUAACAGAAACAUCCAAACGGAAAGAACUCCUCACCAGAGUUUUUUUACAGCUCCAAAAGGUUGCAUUUUUAUUCAAAAAAAAUUGUAAGGUGCCUAAGUUAUGAUGCAACUUUUCUCCGAAUGUUUCUACGAGUGGCCUGUAAAAAAACAAUGAAUGCUAACGUAGAUUUUUGGGGGGGUCUUUGUAUUUUCCUUUUUUAUGUUUUUGUUAACUCUUGUUAGCAUUGUAUAGCGUGUUGUUAGUACUUUUCCAGCAUUAAACCCUGUUAUUCCGUA
Messenger RNA from Syngnathus acus (greater pipefish), 3464 nucleotides. It is a transcript of the gene vangl2, whose product is annotated as VANGL planar cell polarity protein 2. Gene Ontology annotation, cellular component: plasma membrane. The coding region runs from base 289 to 1884 and encodes 531 amino acids. The transcript is spliced from 7 exons. The record is from RefSeq and is a predicted model, not a curated record. NCBI's taxonomy places the organism in Eukaryota, Metazoa, Chordata, Actinopteri, Syngnathiformes, Syngnathidae. Gene Ontology annotation, biological process: multicellular organism development; Wnt signaling pathway, planar cell polarity pathway; establishment of planar polarity.